GUGGGACAAGCCCGGGGGGCUUGAAGGGGGCUUUGCGCCGCAACUGACAGUUGAGAGUUCUACGUCAAGUUUCGCAGAUGCCACCUAAAGGAAAAAGCGGUUCUGGAAAAGGGGGAAAAGGGGGAGCAGCAUCUGGGAGUGACAGUUCUGACAAGAAGUCUCAGGGUCCCAAAGGUGGUGGCAAUGCAGUAAAGGUCAGGCACAUUCUGUGUGAGAAACACGGCAAAAUCAUGGAAGCCUUGGAAAAGUUAAAGUCUGGGAUGAGAUUCAAUGAAGUGGCCACACAAUAUAGUGAAGAUAAAGCCAGGCAAGGGGGCGACCUGGGUUGGAUGACCAGAGGGUCCAUGGUGGGACCAUUUCAAGAAGCAGCAUUUGCUUUGCCUGUAAGUGGCCUGGACAAGCCUGUGUUUACAGACCCUCCAGUUAAGACAAAAUUUGGAUAUCAUAUCAUUAUGGUUGAAGGGAGAAAAUAAAAUUGUAUGGAAUGCAGAUUA
This is a messenger RNA of Phyllostomus hastatus (greater spear-nosed bat), 494 nucleotides long. It is a transcript of the gene PIN4, whose product is annotated as peptidylprolyl cis/trans isomerase, NIMA-interacting 4. NCBI's taxonomy places the organism in Eukaryota, Metazoa, Chordata, Mammalia, Chiroptera, Phyllostomidae. Gene Ontology annotation, biological process: rRNA processing. The record is from RefSeq and is a predicted model, not a curated record. The coding region runs from base 78 to 473 and encodes 131 amino acids. The transcript is spliced from 4 exons. Gene Ontology annotation, molecular function: DNA binding; peptidyl-prolyl cis-trans isomerase activity.